ACUGAGUCCGAAGCAAUGGAAUGGAUAUCUGCCCAGGAGCAGGGUGACUCAGAAGAGCAAGGAGGCCCGGCCCAGACAGACGGACGUGCUACUCAACUUCCUGAAGAGAUCCUCAGGUCCUGUACUGAUGAGGUACUGAGUUCUGGUUCCAUCAGCUCCUCCAGAGAGGAACAAUCCUGUUCCCACAUCUCUGAGAGCCCACUAGAGAGCGAGAAGGCACCUACAAGUUCAGAAGAACGAGACGAGCAGCCAGAACUUUCAGUCUUACAGAAGCAUGAAAAUAAGCUGAGUCAAAAGUGGAUCAACCACAUCAAGCUCAAAGAAAUUAAUUCCGAAAGAUACCAAUCCGACAGUAGACUCCUAACAGAAACCCCUGGCGGGUCCGCCGAAGAACUGAAUGCCCUGCAGUCUUUCUGUACUAUGAAAGUAAACCUGAUCCACCAGAGAGAGGAUUCAAGAGCAAAGAAAAGCCGCAGACGCAAAAGGCUGCAGUUCAGAGGGAUUGCAGAGACUUCAGAGGAAGAUGCUUGCAGUUGUAUUGUUCCCGAUGAACUGUGGAACAGAGUCUAUUUGAAGAACACGAGGGCGACUCUAGCGCACAUAGGGGCUGUUAAGCAACAUGUUUCUUCCCAGUGUCCCAGUUGCAUUAGCAAAAGAGCACAGCUGGCUCGGUCUGACUUCCUGAAACGUAGGAAGACUCUUCUAGAGUCGCUUCUACUUCAAGAGAAAAUAGACGAACACCUUCAUACCACAGACCUUCUCACCCGUGUUGGAGAAGCACAUCGGGGCUUCCCCAGGCUUUCAGAUGAUCCUAGGAUCAUCUGGGAGAGAGUGACUGGGAAAAUUCAGAUGGGAAGCUCUGGCUUUGGAAAGGCAGAUUCAAAGCAGGUGUAAAGUCUACCACUUCUCAAACCACUUAUCCAACUAGCUAGGAGGCUCUGACUGCUUAUGAUGAUAUAUAAUGUGUCCAACCAGGGCAUGGUGUUAUUAAUGAUUAGUAGUAACAACGUGAUGUGCAUACAGGGCAUGGUGUUAUUAAUGAUUAGUAGUAACAACGUGAUGUGCAUACAUGUUCCUUUUGCGUAUUUGAGUAAUUGCCAUCUUUUAUAGAGGAAAUUUAGAACCUGAUAUAAGAUUUCCUUCUUCCUUCAUGGAGCUAAAUAAUUCCAUGCAAUAGUUUUUUUUUUUUUUUCCACUAUGGAAGAUAAUUGGAGUAGUUACAAAAUCUUUAUAAUCUAGGAGAACAAUAGAUAUUGGUAGUUUGGAGUGAGGGUUGUCACUACAGAAAUAAAGAAGAAACCAGAUGUAAGAUAGGAAGCAUGGCUGCCUGGUUUUGUUGAUGAAAUGGCUGCAGGGAUUUAAUAAAAACUAAAUGUUAAAAAGA
Messenger RNA from Phodopus roborovskii (desert hamster), 1384 nucleotides. RefSeq names its product chromosome unknown C8orf48 homolog (gene CUNH8orf48). The record is from RefSeq and is a predicted model, not a curated record. NCBI's taxonomy places the organism in Eukaryota, Metazoa, Chordata, Mammalia, Rodentia, Cricetidae. The transcript has a single exon. The coding region runs from base 16 to 894 and encodes 292 amino acids.